Messenger RNA from Megalops cyprinoides (Indo-Pacific tarpon), 1401 nucleotides. RefSeq names its product adenosine kinase-like. The transcript is spliced from 11 exons. The record is from RefSeq and is a predicted model, not a curated record. Gene Ontology annotation, cellular component: nucleus; cytosol. Gene Ontology annotation, molecular function: adenosine kinase activity. Gene Ontology annotation, biological process: purine ribonucleoside salvage. Bases 118 to 1155 code for a protein of 345 amino acids. Lineage: Eukaryota; Metazoa; Chordata; Actinopteri; Elopiformes; Megalopidae.
GAGGAAAAUAUAUGCCAAAAGCACGCUGCCGUCAGGAAUUGGUGUAGAUUACUACAACCGAAGCAGGGAGCUUGUCUUGUUUGUCAACAGGCUUUGCAAGAAUCAGAUUUAAAAAGCAUGCCCGCUGCAAGCCAAAAUGUGUUGUUUGGGAUGGGCAACCCUUUAUUGGACAUUUCAGCUGUAGUAGACAAGGACUUCCUUGACAAGUAUGGACUGAAACCAAAUGACCAGAUAUUGGCCGAAGAGAAGCACAAAGCCCUGUUUGAAGAACUUGUCAAGAAGCCCAAAGUAGAAUACCAUGCUGGUGGCUCCACCCAGAACUCGGUUAAAAUCGCACAGUGGAUGAUCCAGCAGCCCCAUAAGGUGGCCACGUUCUUCGGCUGCAUCGGCACGGACAAGUUCGGCGAGAUCCUGAAGCAGAAGGCGGAGGAGGCGCACGUGGACGCGCGCUACUACGAGCAGAGCGAGGAGCCGACGGGGACGUGCGCCGCCUGCAUCACCGGCGACAACAGGUCCCUUGUUGCUAAUCUGGCAGCAGCAAAUUGUUACAACAAAGAAAAGCAUCUAGACCUGGAUGCCAACUGGGAGCUGGUGGAAAAAGCCAAAGUCUAUUACAUCGCAGGUUUCUUCCUGACUGUGUCCCCGGAGUCAAUACUGAAGGUGGCAAGGCACGCCUCAGAAAACAACAAGGUCUUCGGCUUGAACCUGUCAGCCCCUUUCAUCAGUCAGUUCUUCAAGGAGCCCAUGAUGAAGGUCAUGCCAUACGUCGACAUCUUGUUCGGGAAUGAAACGGAGGCAGCCACUUUUGCCAGGGAGCAGGGCUUUGAGACAGAAGAUAUUAAAGAGAUUGCUAAGAAGGCUCAGAGCCUGCCAAAGGUGAACAAGAAGAGGCAGCGAAUUGUCGUCUUCACUCAAGGCGAGAAUGAGACUGUAGCAACUAUAGGUGAUAAGGUGAUGACAUUCCCUGUGCUGGACAUUGAUCAGAAAGACAUUGUGGAUACGAAUGGGGCAGGAGAUGCAUUUGUGGGAGGCUUCUUGUCAGAGUUGGUCCAGGAGCGGCGUCUGGAGCAGUGCAUCCAUGCAGGGCACUACGCCGCCAAUGUCAUCAUCAGACGUGUGGGAUGCACUUUUCCUGAGAAGCCAGACUUCCACUGAUGUCCACAGAAUCUCUAUCCAUGUGUUUUGUGGGACCACUACCCUUCCCGCCUCCCCAUCUUUCAGCUGAAAUUCUCCUUCCUUGUUCCACUGCCUGCAUGGAGAUUUCUGUGCCUUCAUUUUCAGUGUGCACAAUGAUGGGCGUUCCAUGCUGAAACUUGGCCAUUGUGUGUGUAAUUGUGUGAAUAUACUUAACUUAAUGAACUCAUGUUUACAGAGGAAAUUAAUGUGUGACUUACCCAGCGU